Colias croceus (clouded yellow) is the source of this 2758-nucleotide messenger RNA. RefSeq names its product fasciclin-2-like. Gene Ontology annotation, cellular component: membrane. The transcript has 16 exons. Lineage: Eukaryota; Metazoa; Arthropoda; Insecta; Lepidoptera; Pieridae. Gene Ontology annotation, biological process: cell-cell adhesion. Gene Ontology annotation, molecular function: protein binding. The coding region runs from base 193 to 2583 and encodes 796 amino acids. The record is from RefSeq and is a predicted model, not a curated record.
UCAAGCAAAGCUAGAACGUCAGUCGUGUUACAUCAAGCCGCUGGAAUACAUGAGACAACCGCACAAAUCAAUUAGUGCAAGUUUCCGAACGCAUCCAAACAUUCAAAUUUGGAACGCCCGUCGGAGACGCGCGGUAAAAUUGCGUCAUUCCUUGUUUUCAUUUUGGAUUUCAGCUGUUGUUUAUAAAUAAUAAUGAAGGAAAGAAAUUAUAUUACGAUCAUAGUUAUGGUUUUCGUGCCCUAUGUGUGCUUCGCGUGUUUCACUGAUAAUCAGGAAUAUGAAUACAGGCUCAAAACAGGAAGCACAUUUUAUAUGGAGUGUCGUUGCGAACAACCAACCAGCUCAAGGAUAAUGUUACAAUGGCUCGAUACACACGAUCAGACAAUCGAACCUUCGGGACCAGGUACAAAAUCGAACGUGUACACGGAGUGGUGGGACGAAGUGACCUACAGCCUUUACAUCACGAACAUAAGCAAAUCCAUAUCUGGUAACUACAAGUGCGUGACUGAUUACAACGGCCAGAUACACUAUCAUACAUAUGACGUCGAAGCAUAUGAUCCACCGUACUUUGUUAACACGAAGGAAGCGCAGUAUGUAGUUAGUGGGUCUGAUGCACUUAUCAGUUGCGAAGCUAGAGGCGAGACGGACCCGUUGAUUACCUGGCACAAAGAUGGGAAUGAACCUAUUGAGAUAACAGAUGAUAGCAAAUAUGAAAUAUCUGGACUUGGCUUACUAAUUCGUAAUAUAACUGAUGAAGAUACAGGAGUUUAUAAAUGUACAGCAAAUGAUUUUGAGACAGGUGAAGAAGUCAAUAUUGAUAUCAAAGUUGAGGUAAUAACAAAGCCAGAAAUUGAAGAAGUAACAGCUAUACCAGAUAAUGUAGCAUACGAAGGAGCAUCCAUUGCGAUGGACUGUAGCGCUCAUGGUAUACCGCCACCGGAAUACAGUUGGAAAAAAGUUUCAAAAAAUGAUAACGGAUCUAAAAUUAAUUAUGAACAAGUUUUUAAUAGAAUUGUAUUUGAAAACAUAACAGCGAAUGAUAGAGGUAUUUACGAGUGUAUAGCGUCGAAUAGUGCUGGAAGCGUCUCGAAACAGAUUGAACUAAAGGUUCUUGUACCACCUUCCAUUACGCAGUUUAGUAAUGUAACAGCUAUAGAAGACGGUACAAUACAAAUAGUGUGUAAAGCUACAGGGAUUCCGAUCCCCAAAAUUAAUAUAUUGUUUUUAAAUGAAGAAACCGAUGACCACAGUAUAGUGUGGGACAGCAAAAACAUAAGUGACACUGAAACUGAAUUUUAUUUAUCAUUUCUUCGCGUUAAUAGACAACAUGAGGGUAGUUACAUUUGUAACGCAACUAAUGAAGUUGAAUCCGUGACCUCUGAAAUGCAUAUGUCCGUGCUAUACAAACCAUACUUCAGUAAGCCCACAGUCAACGUGUGGGGUUGGGAUUCAAAUCCGGUCAAUUUAACUUGUGACUAUGAAAGUAAUCCACCUUCUAAUAUUACUUGGAGGUAUCAAGGAAGCAACAUAUCAACGAAUGUACAAUUAGAAAUUAAUAGGAGAAUAAUAGAAAAUGAAAAUAAAGUUCCCGUUGACUUUAACAAUGAAACAAUGUAUGGUAUUUAUGAGUGUACUGCUAUAAACGAUUAUGGAGAGGCUAAAAAAAUAAUUGUAUUUUUGGAGGGAUUUCCACCACCGCCUAUAAGAAAUGUAACAGUACAAAACGUAACAUCAACCUCCGUGACCUUCUCAAUCGAAGGUCCAGAAGAAAUUCCUGGCCCGAAUGUGAUAGGAUUUACAUCGGAAUACGAUCUCGCUGAAAAUUAUAACAUAACAAAUAUUCACGUUAAUCGUACUUGGGCUGUUGGAAAUUUGUAUAGGAUAAAUAAAUUAAAACCGAACAGUAGUUAUUUGAUAAAAUUCGCAGCUGUUAAUGAUGUAGGUGCGGGCGCUUGGAGUGAUAGCGUUGAAUUUAAUACGCUAGAGAAAUCAACUCCCGAAGAACCAAUAUGGGAAACGGAUUUAGACUCAAUAAAUGAAGGAAUUCUUAAAUGGAGGAAAUCGGAUGAUACAGACGAACAAAUCGAUUUCUACUAUAUAAGAUACUGCCCGGUUUUGGAUCUCGUAGUACAAUACGAGUUAUGUAACUUAGAAAUAAUUGAACCAACGACUCAAUUCGAUUUAAAUAAAUUGGAGUCAAAUACAACGUAUUAUUUUGAACUGGUAGCUCAUAAUUCUCUAGGAAAUUCUACCGUCGCAUCAAAUUAUAUAACAUCACCAGUAAAAGAUCCAUCACCGUUAUCAGCAGCAGCGAUACUAGGAAUAGUAGUAGUUAUAGUGUUCUUGGUGUUAUUGUUAUUAGACUUAAUUCUUUUGUUGUGGCGAAAACAAGGAAUAAUCGCCAGUUGUGUGAAUAAGAAGAAAAAGGAUAAAAAAGCAGAUAAACUGGAUGAACGCGAUAAAAAGGGUCUUCUGCGAGACAAUGCUGAGUCAACAGAAGCUAAGAGGCCAGCCAACGGUCACAAAGAAUACGAAUAUAAUAAAACUACAGGAGUCAUAACUGGGAAACAUUCUGCCGUAUAGCUUUUAUUAUAUUUGUAUAUUAUUUUAGCGUUAAACUAUGUAAGAUAAACUCUAAGAGAUUGUUACUUUUCAGUAUUUAUAAAUUAUAAAUUAUUUGGAUUUUACUCAUAUUAUGACUAUAAUUGACUUUUUUAUAAAAUUAUAUGUUUAUAUUUUUAUAGCUUUAUUUUCAAUG